AUGUCUUCGCUACCAGAACCAACGCCUGCAGAGGAGGCCGCCGCCGCCGCCAAGGAGAAGGCAGAGCAGGAGGCCCUUCCCUACAAGUGGUCCCAGACCAUCGGUGACCUUGAUAUCAGCAUCUCGAUUCCCGGCAACCUCAAGGCACGGGAUCUGAUUGUCGACAUCAAGAAGCAGAAACUACUGGCACGUGUCAAGGGCCAGGAGCCGUUCAUCGAUGGCGAUCUUCCCCACGCGGUCCGUGUCGACGAGUCGACCUGGACGCUGACCUCUGCCUCCGAUGGCACCAAGCUGCUCGAGAUCCACCUCGACAAGGUCAACAAGAUGGAGUGGUGGCCUCACGUCGUGACCAGCGCACCCAAGAUCGACGUCACCAAGAUCACCCCAGAGUCUUCCAAGCUCUCAGACCUGGACGGUGAAACCCGGGGCAUGGUCGAGAAGAUGAUGUUUGAUCAGCGGCAGAAGGAGCAAGGGCUGCCCACGUCGGACGAGCAAAAGAAGGCAGACAUUCUCAAGAAGUUCCAGGAGCAGCACCCGGAGAUGGACUUUAGCAAGGCCAAAAUCAAUUGA
Thyridium curvatum is the source of this 570-nucleotide messenger RNA. RefSeq lists its product as uncharacterized. Gene Ontology annotation, biological process: protein folding. NCBI's taxonomy places the organism in Eukaryota, Fungi, Ascomycota, Sordariomycetes, Thyridiales, Thyridiaceae. Bases 1 to 570 code for a protein of 189 amino acids. Gene Ontology annotation, cellular component: cytoplasm. The transcript is spliced from 2 exons. The record is from RefSeq and is a predicted model, not a curated record.